Molecule: messenger RNA, 3537 nt
Organism: Lingula anatina
Lineage: Eukaryota; Metazoa; Brachiopoda; Lingulata; Lingulida; Lingulidae
Biological process (GO): negative regulation of cAMP-dependent protein kinase activity
Cellular component (GO): cytosol; cAMP-dependent protein kinase complex
Molecular function (GO): cAMP-dependent protein kinase inhibitor activity; cAMP binding; protein kinase A catalytic subunit binding
Source: RefSeq, a predicted model, not a curated record
ACAGCAUUGACACAGCCAGUUAACACACUGUGCCAGGGAUUCGGCAAGAAAUUAACUCCUAUCCUCCCGUUUGCCGACCACCGCGUCCUGCUGGCUACAAGAACUGGGUGGAUUUAUGGACGCUUUGUCACGUAAAACGAUGGUACCAGUCUGGCAUUAUAAUGCUAAAACUUUGGUUUAAUUCUGUAACUUACACGCGUUCCAAUAUUAUCUACAGGACCUAUUUGAGCUGGUAGACAGUGAUUUAGGAAAUCAAAAGGAUCAGUUCUGACAGUCGCCCAUCACACCUUGGUGACUACAAGUGGGGCAUUUUUAAACUGGAGUAUUUUAAAGAGAUAAGACAUAGUUGACAUGGAGAUCGGUAGAGGUGUAACUGUUGUGAGAAUCUUAUCAAACUAAUGAGUGUGUAAAAUGUACCCAGACACAAGAGGGACGGACCGGCUUUUAUAGAGAGAAGGCUCUUCCACCGGGUCACGCGCCAAGAUGAGUCAGAUGUACGAGCGCGUGAUCAAUGUGAUCAAGAAGAGCCCUGAUCAGCGGCAACAGCACGAGGUGGAGAUCAUCAUCCCGUGGCUACGCAAGAAAAGCCAGCUUCUGCAGUCUAUGAAGAAAGACGUGAUUGUUGACAUAAUACGUAACUGCUACUAUCAGCACAACGCCGCAGACCACGUGGUCAUAAAGCAAGGAGAGAGUGGAGAGUGCUUUUACAUCAUAGUCAACGGCAGCGUGUCAGUCUAUAUUGACCCAAACUUAUCGGGAGAGUCCGCCUUGAAAGACAAGGAAGAAAAGGAAGAGCAAAAAGAAAUCGAGAGUGCUGAAGAAUUAGACAAUGUGGAACAGGACGAAAACGAAACUGAAAGCAAUACUCAGGGAGUGACGGAGGAGGAGGAGGAGGAAGAAUAUGAAGACGAUGGAGAAAAAGAUGAAGAUAGAGAUGAAGAAGGGGAUGACAUUUCGGACGAUGAUGAAGCAGAUGAUGAUGAAGAAGAAGAAAAACAGUCGAAGAACCGCACGCUGUCCGUGAAGUCAUCGGCAAAGCCACCAAAAUCUUCCAAAUCCACCAAAUCUACAAAAUCUUCAAAGGCAGCCAAAACUCCCAAGAAGCCGCGGUUGAACAGAAGCCUGUACGGGAACUACAUCGUGUCCUUUGGUUCAGGCAAGAGCUUUGGGGAAAUCGCCCUCAUUAGUGAGGACAACAUCAGGAACGCGUCCAUCAUCACAGACGAGGAGACAGAUUUCCUGGUAAUCCACAGGGAUCUGUACAACAGGUGCUUGAAGGCUGCUGCAGAACUAGAGUUUAAAGAGAAAAACGACUUUGUAGAGAACCACCCCUUCUUCUGUACGUGGACGCCCAAGAUGCAAAGUCUUCUGAAGAUGAGCAUCAGAAAAGAAAGCUACAGCUUUGAUACUCCCAUUGUCCGCCAGGGGGAGCCUGUUGUAGGACUGCACUUUAUGUUGAAUGGUCAGGCAAAGUUCGUGGUGGAGCCAGGUAAGCACAAGGGUCAGUACCCGGACAGACACCCCUUCCAGGACUCCGCAGACGUCUACAGCGGGGACUGGAUGCCAAAAAGAAAGCGGUUGGAUUCUUCCAACAACGAUGACCCAAACAAAUCAACAGUAAAACAGGAAUCCGUGCGAGUGCGCAGGCGCGACGGUUACGCCGCAGCAGAGAAAAAACUCCACGGUAAAUCCAUGGAUUUAUGUUUUGUGCGGGACCGAGAAAUCAUUGGAGACAUUGAGAUUGCUAUGAAUCUUGACACUUACUUCGCUACAGUGAUAUGCACUACAAAUACCCAAGCUUUCCUCUUAGAUUUAAAGACAUAUGAGCGACUAAUCAUAAAGAAAAACAAACCAACGAUAGAAACGCUAACACUUCACGCGGAAACAAAGCUCAUGUCGCGAGUCACCUCCCUCCAAGGGAGUCAAGUACCACUUCUACGCCAUCUAGCGUUCAAAUUGCAUCACCAAGAGGAGACGCAACCGAAGAAAACGACACCACUAAGAAACUCAAAGGAGCUUCCGGAUAAAGAGGUGCUUAUACAUAAACUUCUCCAAUGGUUCGUACGGGACAGAGCCCCGCUAAUAGAACCCAUGGUGCCCGGUGCGGUAUUCUACAAAGACAUAAUGGAGGAAAAAGCCAAACGCCGGGAAGGUAUCAGGGCACACAGAAAGAAAAUGGAAAGGAAAAAUAUGCUUCCAAGUACUUUACGCAAAGACGUUAGCCAGGAUAGCCGUAAACCUCGCAGCAUAACUGCCUUGAAAGACGUUAUAAAACGCAUGAAGGAGAAGGGUGUCAUUGAUUCCGGGCAGCCAAAGCCGAGAACUUUCGAGCAGCAUUCGCAGGAAAUUGACACGCUCCUGUCGAAACCAAAGCAAGAAUGGCAAGCAGAGAAAGAACGUAAGAGGCAAGAGGUAGUGGAACAAGAGCGAUUGAAACGAGAGGAUAAUAAUACUCAAGCUGCACGCAGAGCUUCCAUGCAUCUUAUCUUCGCAGCAGCAAAAGUGGAUCAACCACCCGUGUCCAAGGAGAGUGACACUGUGGAAACCUCUCCCCGGAUUUCUGCUUCAGGGGAACAACACGGGUCCGUGAGUGCAACGAAUCUAGGUCAAGGUCAGGGUCAAGCUGAGGCUACGAAGCAGUCCAAUUCACCGAGUCUAACGUCACCUUCAGGGGAAAACCUUAAUACUGGUGAUGUGGAGAUGAAAACUGGAGACGGUGGUAACCAGUCCAUUGACAGACCGAUUGUCGAACUGCCUACCAAGAGCAACGGGAGUCCAACACCGUCUAACGCUACUAAACCAUCACCAACAUGCUCAGUGAGCACUCCAGUAACAGGCAUGCGCAGAAUGAGCGACCCAGAGGUUUCCAAGGUUACAAGUGGGAAACCAUUUCUUCCGGUGAUACAAGAGCGACCUCAGACGGAAGAAAAAGCUACAAGAGAUCUUAUAACGACUUUACAGAAAAUAACUUUGGAGCGCGAGCGUGCUAAAUCUCAACCGGAGGAACCAGAACGCAGGGAUAGUCUGUUGCCCGACUUAGAAGUUAACCCAGUCGAAAACCCGUCAAGCAUGGGUCUGAAAAGACCAAGAGGGCUGAAGUUUUUCAACGCCAUAGUGCGCAACAAGAUCCGUCUUUUGGAGAAGCAGCAAGCGUUUCGUGACUGGGAAACCAGCGAUAAGAUUCUCUCGUACCUUGAAGAACGGGUGAAGAGGUUCAGCGUUAAUUCCCACCGCCACGCCAAGUCUGCGGUCUCCCUGCCUCAACUGCGGCGGUACAAUAUUAAAGAAGGUGAGAUAAACCAGCCAAAACCCGGCGGAAAGGUGAUGAUAAAGAAACAGACGUGUCCGCUGACGCAGUGUCGGUAUCACAUCAAAGACCACGAGCACAUACGAUAUCACAUGGUGGAGGCGUUACCAAAUAAGGAUAAAAUUCAAAAGGCACGUGUCAUGGUACAGAUGCUUAUGGAGAAAUCGAUCGAGAAAAAAUUACAGCAGGAAAGUACGCCAAAGAAAACAUUGGGGCAGUGGAUUCCGUAA